This is a messenger RNA of Vitrella brassicaformis, 2500 nucleotides long. The record is from the annotation of a GenBank genome assembly. Lineage: Eukaryota; Vitrellaceae.
GUCCGUCACAAGCCAUGGGCCACAAGACACUCUCGGUUAGGUCCAAUCCAACCCAAUCCAAGCCAGCCCCGUGUCAGUCUGUCCCAUUAUCUAUCGCAUGUCCAAUGUAUUAUCCAUCUCUGGUCCAUCCCCAUCGCCCGCCCCUUCGCCGCCCUGCCCCUCUUGCUGCUGAGACGCUUCCUGCUCAGGCUGCCCUGCCUCCUGCUGCUGCUGGUGGUGCUGUUCGUCCUUCUUGCCCCUUCCCUUGGCCGACCUGCUCCUGCUCCCCGCUGAGGAGGUCCGCCUCUUGCUGCUGGCUGCUUUCCUCUGCAGGAUGCGCUUGGUGGAGAUGGUCUGCUGCCGCUCCAUGGCCACGCCACGGGGCACCUCCGACAGCAGCCGGUCGCGCAUCCGCUGAGACUUGAGCUUCAGGUGGUUGCGGAUCUGGGUGAGCGUCUUCUUGUCGAACCAGCCUGAUGGGUGGCACAUAGAUACAUCCACACACACAUCCACGCCACGCACAUACAUGGACCAUCCAUGAGCAGAGGGGCGGGGCGGGGGGGCCUUGCCUGUGUCGAUUUUUGGCUGUUGGAGGAGCUGUGCCUCCUUGAGGACCUUCUGGAGGGGGGCGUCGUCGAUGUCGCCGAGUAUGUACAUCUGGUUCAUCAUCUUGGGCGGCACCUGGAACCGCAUCAGCUGCUCGAACGUCGGCUCCUUCUCCUCAGCACCCUCCUGCUGCCCCUCCUGGCCCUCCUGACCACCAGCCACCGCGGCUGCUGCAGCAGCAGCUGCUGAUGGUUUGCCCUUGGUCUUCUCUUGUUGUGGGUUGUAGGCCGUGCUCCUGAAGUAGGGGUCGCGGAAAUCGAUCACCUGGACACAGGGAGGUGCAUUCAGAUGUCCGUGUGGUGUGGUGAAUUUAUGGGUGCAGUGACUGCACCUGGAAGAAUCGCCCCUCUGGGUCUUGUCUUGGGUCAUAGCCCCACCGACACAGCGCAAGCCGCCACGGACCAUCUGCACACACACCCACAGCACACACCACAUCACACCAAGCAAAAUUGCACGCGCCCGCACGUGCAUGCAUUUCGCCCAUCCAUCGGUUUGUCGCGUUGUCAGGCGCACCUUGCCACGAGUAAGAGUGGUACGCGAUGACGCGUCGCAGGGACCAGUCGCUGACACCUGUGAGGGGCUCCUUCUCCCUCAGCCGCGCCCUCGCGAAGUAAUCCACCUGGGGACGCAGCCAGAUGGGCUUCUCCUCAAACAGCCGCGCCACAAUCUCACUCACCGCCGCACCUGAACGAACACCACAACCGAUUAUUGAUGCUCGCCAGCUUCGUGUACUGUGUUGCGCUGUCAUUCACCUGGUUUGAAGUCGAUGUCAGAUGGCCGUGCAGGUAUGCCUUGGUCACUGAACUUGGCCAGGAACACCAGCUGCACCUGAGCCUUCUUGUCCUUGGCCGCCGACGGUGCCGGCACCACCGCCGUGCUCGUGUCUGCAACCUCCCUGCCCUCUCCUCCGGCCGGCGUCGCAGCAGCAGCUGUUGCUGCUGCUGCUGGUGGUGACGCCUCUCCCUCCUCCUGCUCGAUGGCCGGCGUGGCCUCAGCCCACUUGCGGGCGAAAGUCCGCCUGGCGCCCCUCCCCGACGGCUUUUUCUUGGCCUCCGGAUUCAUCUCCUCUGGCUCCUCCUUGACCAUUUCCAUCGCCCCCUCACCUUCGUCACCAGCAGCAGCAGCAGCCGCAGCCGCGGCAGGAGCAGCCUCGCCCUCGGCCUUCGCAGCAGCCGCUUUGGCCUUUGCCUUUGCCUUUGCGGCAGCGGGUGGUGGCUCCUCGGGCAGCUGGAAGUCGAAAGAGUCAUAGAGCUUGGAGAAGUAGGGAGGUCGGAAGAAGGCCAUCUCGUCUUCAGGGAUCCGGAUGUCGUCCAGAUCGAGGACCGGCCUGCUCCGGGCGGUCUCAGGGGGCGUGAAGUAGAAGUCAGCCAAAGCACGGAAGCGAUACGCGCGGGUCACGUAGCCCACUGGCUGGAAAUUGACGAUCUCCUGCCGGCCAUCAGCGUACUUGCGCCUCCUCACGCGCACCAGAAGGUCACUCGUGUCGCAGUGCCGAGAUGGAACGGGCGUCGCGAAGCGGUCAUUCUCGCCCAGCCGGAUGCUGAGAGGUCUGUCUGGGUCGUCGUCCCUCACGGCGGCAGAGAUUUCGUCCUCGCCUCCCAUGGCCUUGAUGACUGCCUGCGGGUCCUGGACAGUGCCGGGCACCUCGAUGCGGAUAAAUUCCGGCAGGGGAGGGCCGGGAGGGGGCCGAGUAGGGGCGACAGGGGAGGGAGAUGCAGCCGCUGCAGCUGCUGCAGCCGCCGCUGGUGCUGCUGGUCCUGGCUCGGGUGCUUGCGGCAUGUGAGUGUCGCCAUUGAUGGCUUGUCCGGUGUGGUGUGCCGAAGGGGCUGCAGGUGCCACAUCUUCCAUGAGUGAAUCAUCCAUGCCUCUUCAAAGGCUGCGUUCCUUCUUGCGACGCGUUCCUUCUUGAUGGGCG